Molecule: messenger RNA, 810 nt
Organism: Anopheles moucheti
Lineage: Eukaryota; Metazoa; Arthropoda; Insecta; Diptera; Culicidae
Product: chymotrypsin-1-like
Exons: 2
Coding region: 1-810 (269 amino acids)
Biological process (GO): proteolysis
Molecular function (GO): serine-type endopeptidase activity
Source: RefSeq, a predicted model, not a curated record
AUGUCGCACUUCAGUAUGUUUGGGGCCGUUUUUGCGCUUGCGUUGUUGAGUGAUCUCGCCCUGGUCAGGUGUAUAUACCUUGAUCCGGAAGUGGCCAUCGGUGGAGAUGCGCCGGUGAAUCGGUACCCUUACAUGGUGCAGCUGCAACAGUUUAUGGUUGUGAGCUACGUGCACCAUUGCGGUGGUUCGCUGCUUACGGCAAGCUACAUUCUUACGGCAGCCCACUGUGCCACAGUGUCCCUAGAGCUGCAGGCUCAAGCCGGUACGGUGUGGCGUAAUGCAAAUGCUGCGGAAGGUCAACGCAGAAACGUUGUGCGUAUGGUGGCACACGGCCGUUACGUACAGGAUGGUACCACGGGACCGUACGAUAUUGGGCUGGCCAUGGUAGAGGAACCGUUCCAAGUGGACGGCUUGAGUGUGGCUAUCAUUCCACUGCUACCAGCGUAUUACGAACAGCCGCAGCGUGCGGAUGUGAUGGGUUUCGGUAAGAUCGAUCACGACGAUACGCUUCCGGAUCGGUUGCGCGUGGUGCAGUGUAGCCUUCAUCCGCCGCACGAAUGCGAACGUGAUGCGCACGAUGCGGUGGGUGCGUUCUGCGUGGGAAGCCCGGGUGCGACCGCCUGUCAGGGUGAUUCCGGUGGUCCCGUCGUGGGUACGAUCGACGGUGUCGAUUGGUUGGUUGGGUUGGUUUCCCACGGCACGCCGGUGUGCGGCACGGGACCAAUCGUUUGUACGGAUGUUAACUUUUAUGGCGAAUGGAUACGGGAAGCCGUACACAAUUUUACUUUCGUCAGUGAAAGCACAGAAUAA